Molecule: messenger RNA, 1225 nt
Organism: Manihot esculenta (cassava)
Lineage: Eukaryota; Viridiplantae; Streptophyta; Magnoliopsida; Malpighiales; Euphorbiaceae
Product: LOB domain-containing protein 25
Exons: 4
Coding region: 504-1043 (179 amino acids)
Source: RefSeq, a predicted model, not a curated record
UUUCCACUAAAUGGCCAGGUUCUUGAACAGUGUCUGAUAGUGUGAUGGUCAUCCUUUAGCUAGUUGCCCCCAUUUAUUGCACUUGUCUUUUGCUUUCCAAAAUCUCUCUUCACUAAAUGCUCUUUGCCUCCCUUUUUCUCUAAUCUCUCCUCACCUUUUGUCAUUGUUUUUGCAGCUUUCUCUCUCUGCCCUAUAACUAGGGUUUCCUCCCUUAACUCUCACAUCUGAUGAUGAAGCUAGCUUUGGAAUUUUCUUCUUUUACUCUCUCAAUGUGAUCUGCAUAGUCUUCUUUCUUCCUUUGUACGUACAAUCAAACUAUAGAUCUUGAAAAAGCCUACACAAGAGCAAAAUAUAAUAAAGGAAAUAGUCACAGAAAAGGUAAGAAAUAUUUCCUGUAAGGAAAAUGGUGAAGGGUUAGAAUUGCACCUGUGAGAUCCAAAGCUGCUUUAGAAUAAUGGGUCUCUGUAAAACUUCAACGGGUAUAGCUAGGUAUUAUAUAGUGGAUGGCUUCUUCUAGUUAUUCAAUUUCUCCAUGUGCUGCUUGCAAGUCGUUGAGGAGAAAAUGCUUGCCAAAUUGCAUAUUUUCACCAUAUUUUCCGCCAGAAGAGCCUCAAAAAUUUGCCAUUGUUCACAAGAUAUUUGGUGCUAGCAAUGUGAACAAGCUGCUGAAUGAGGUCCUUCCUCACCAGAGAGAAGAUGCUGUGAAGUCUCUUGCCUAUGAAGCUGAAGCAAGGUUGAAAGAUCCUGUCUAUGGUUGUGUUGGUGCCAUUUCAGUCCUCCAAAGCCAAGUCAUUAAACUCCAAAAGGAAUUAGAUGCUACUCAAGCUGAUUUGAUCAGGUAUGCCUCAUCAUCACCAUCGCCACCAUCAUCAGUGUUGUUUGGAAGAUCUAGGAUGGGUCAUGGAGGAUCAUCUUCUGCUUCUUAUGAUCAAAAUUCUGUUUUCUAUUAUCCUUCUCCUCGGAGUAAUGAAACUUGUGGUCACACUCAAGAAAGAGGAGAUCAUGACAAGCCUACCGAACCAUCAAAUGCACAGGACAUCUAGGGGACUCGAACAUCCGUUCUGGAAUAGACAAGUUCCGAACCUCUGGGGGACUCGAACAACUACUAGAUCAAUGUCCAAUAAGGAUUCAGACAAGCCUAACAACAUGGGACAUCCGGUCUGGUAUUCUCUAUUUUUGCAUAUCUUACCUGUGGAAGAGAUCAAGACAAUAUCAAUUAGUUUAU